GCCUCGGGGCUCCGCUCGGCUCCGGCUCCGGCUCCGCGCCCGCGCGCGCGAUGGCAGCGACCGAGCGGGGCUGAAGCCGCCGCCCGCCCCGGCCCGGCCCCGCCAUGGCGAAGCAGUACGACGUGCUGUUCCGGCUGCUGCUCAUCGGGGACUCCGGCGUGGGCAAGACCUGCCUGCUGUGCCGCUUCACCGACAACGAGUUCCACUCCUCGCACAUCUCCACCAUCGGUGUCGACUUCAAGAUGAAGACCAUAGAGGUAGAUGGCAUCAAAGUGCGCAUACAGAUUUGGGACACGGCGGGCCAGGAGCGCUAUCAGACCAUCACAAAGCAGUACUAUCGUCGGGCCCAGGGAAUAUUUUUAGUCUACGACAUCAGCAGCGAGCGCUCUUACCAGCACAUCAUGAAGUGGGUCAGUGAUGUGGAUGAGUAUGCACCCGAAGGUGUCCAGAAGAUCCUUAUAGGGAACAAGGCUGACGAAGAGCAGAAACGGCAGGUGGGGAGAGAGCAGGGUCAGCAGCUGGCGAAGGAGUACGGCAUGGACUUUUAUGAAACAAGUGCCUGCACCAACCAAAACAUCAAAGAGUCUUUCACGCGGCUAACGGAGCUGGUACUGCAGGCCCAUCGCAAGGAGCUGGAGGGGGUCCGGACACGGGCCAGCAAUGAGCUGGCGUUGGCGGAGCUCGAGGAGGAGGAGGGCAAACCUGAGGGCCCAGCGAACUCUUCUAAAACCUGCUGGUGCUGAGGGUCCUUCCUGUGAGGGAGAGCCUGUGGCGGAGCGAGCCGGGCCUCUGCCCUCUGUCCUUUCCUCACUGGAGACCCUGCUACUCUUUGCCUCGCCCCUGAGAGCAGCUCUGCUGGCCCCUGAGCAGCCUUUGCCCCGAUUCUGUCCUUCAGCCUGCUCUUCCCCCAUGUGUGCUGCGAGGCAAGUGUUCUGAGCUGCACAGACGGUGUCUGUGUCCAGGCCUGUCUUUUCUGGGUGCAUCUUCUCUUCUCCCCUCCUCAGUCUUUUUCUCUCUCUCUUUCGAUGCUGGUUUGUGUCCACGCCCCUUGCCCACAUCCUGAAUCCUGCUGGGUGACCAGCUCCUCCCUUCCCUCCUUCCUGCCUCAUCCAAGCCAGUUGACUAGUCUCUUGGGGCUCUCUAAGACUCUGCCCUGUUCACACCAGGGUGGGAGCUAAGGUGACAGGGUGCUUCUCCCCAUUCUGUCCUCCGUAUCAUGGCCGAUGAUCUGGGACCUGGAGGGAGAAAGGAAGGAAGGAACCUCUAGAGGGGGACCCUUAAAACCUGGGGCUAUCCCACAUCCCAGCUUUGGUCCUGCUUGGCUGCCUGCCCACUUGCUUUUGGGGGGACCCAUGCUUGGAGAGGAAAAAUAAAUAAUGGCAGGUGGCUGGGAUCAAGUCACCUCUGCCAUCUACCUCCCAA
This is a messenger RNA of Suncus etruscus (white-toothed pygmy shrew), 1422 nucleotides long. RefSeq names its product RAB15, member RAS oncogene family (gene RAB15). The transcript is spliced from 7 exons. The record is from RefSeq and is a predicted model, not a curated record. Bases 105 to 743 code for a protein of 212 amino acids. Gene Ontology annotation, biological process: Rab protein signal transduction. Gene Ontology annotation, molecular function: GTP binding; GTPase activity. Lineage: Eukaryota; Metazoa; Chordata; Mammalia; Eulipotyphla; Soricidae.